Messenger RNA from Microdochium trichocladiopsis, 618 nucleotides. RefSeq lists its product as uncharacterized. The coding region runs from base 98 to 577 and encodes 159 amino acids. The record is from RefSeq and is a predicted model, not a curated record. Lineage: Eukaryota; Fungi; Ascomycota; Sordariomycetes; Xylariales; Microdochiaceae. The transcript has a single exon.
GUUAAUGCUUUUUUAACGUUUUCAUUAUUUUAAGGGCAGGCGGGCAGGGUCACUGUGGUUCACGCAUGGGCCGCUGUAAGUCUCAUGCACGAACUUUAUGCUUGAAGCUGGCGGUGGUGGGAAUAAUAGUGGGCAUCUAUGCCGACAUGUCGUCGAGGUCCUUGCCCUCGAUACGAAGGACCGAGAGAUUGUGCGUGCUGCUACCAGUUGCUGUCUGAAUCAUGCGAGGGUCAGCGGCAGAUGCAGUGGACAACGCCUAUGCAGGUGGUGUGCCGACUCCUUUUUAUGGGGAGGGGGGGGCAGUUCGAACAGAUGCUGCUGGAAGUUACGAACUGCAGAAAUGGCCGCAUGCGCUCAGAGAAACUCCAAAGCCCAGAGGCGGUGGCUGCAGAGUGAACCACAGGACCAAGAGACAAGGAUAAUACCCGGGUCAGAAGUGUUUGUGCAAGGGGAUAGAUACACCGUCGUGCUUUUGCGCCAGGUGGAUGCUAGCGAGCAGAUGAGAUGGAGUGGUUUUGGGGGCGACGUUGGUCCAAGAAAAGGCUACAUGGUCUUUCACAUGCACGCCGACCUCUAGGGAAGAACGGACUCAAUAAUGGUGGUGAUGAGCAAUCUUAC